Molecule: messenger RNA, 590 nt
Organism: Paramecium tetraurelia
Lineage: Eukaryota; Ciliophora; Oligohymenophorea; Peniculida; Parameciidae
Exons: 3
Biological process (GO): response to oxidative stress
Source: RefSeq, a predicted model, not a curated record
AUGAAUUAAAAUUAAAACUUUACAAGCAAUCUUAAUCUAUUUCCUGAAAUAGGAACACACGGAUCAAGAGGAAAAUAAUAUGGUGGAAAUAAUAUCACAAUGAGAGGAACAGAAAUUUUUGAAGGGCUUACAACUGGAAGACCAUCAAAGAAUAUCAUCCAAGCUCAUUUUAAAGUCUUGAGAUUUUAUAGAAAAGUGUGUCGUCUUAUUCCCUUUUUAUUAAGAAUUCAUGAUAUGGAAGUGACCUGUAAUUCAUAAUAAGCAAUGCUAAAUGUAGCAAAUGUAAUCAGAAAAAGAGCAUAUUUAAGAGAUCCUGAUGCCGUUGAUAGAUGGGUUUAUAGAGGAUAUGAAUUACUCUACCAAGCUGAAUGGCAUAUGCUAAAUAGAGAUCAUUUAUUCCAAUACUUUGCAAAUCAAAAUAGAUCGGAUGCUGGAUAUUCAUAUUUAGAAAAUUAAAAGCUCAAAGGAAAGAGUGAAUUCUUAAAGGAUUUCUACAUUGGAAAUAAAACAUACGAAUAUUGAAAUCAUAAGUCUAAAUAAAAAUAUUAAAACAAGACUUAAAUUAUGUUAAAACUCUUAUUUAAUGCUCU